AUGCAGGAUGCUGAUGAUGGAAUGAGCGGCGAAACCGUGCCGGAAGAGGAAGUAGAAGCGAUGGAUUCGUCUGUCGCAGAUGCGGACAUAGAUGCAGAAGCAGCAGUGAGGAUUGUUGAUGGGAUAGGGUCCUUUGGUGCAAUUGAAUUUUCUUCCCUGACAGCCAAAGACGUGCUGACGACGGAGUUCACAAGCCUACAGGCAGCUUAUGACUACUACAACGAAUUCGGUUGCAUGAAAGGAUUCUCGGUCAAGAGGUCCAAGGUGGGUCGCAGAACAAAGCAGGGGGCAGAGGGCAAAAUAAUUUGGCAGAUAUUUGUGUGCUCGAGGGAAGGAGAGCGCGACGGGAAACAUAUGCAUCGGGAAGACAGGAAGAAGGAUCCUCGACCGAUCACGCGGUGCAGGGGUCUGUCGCGGUCAUACAGAGCAGUCAAGGAAGGGGAUUUGCACCAAAUCAAUUCCAUAAGGAAAUCUGGGUUGCAGGUGCCGACGAUUUUCCGUGCGUUUGCCAAUCAGUCAGGAGGAUUCGAGACUGUUGGGUUCGAGUCGCUGGAUGUUGACAAGAGGUUGGAAAAUCUCUUCUGGUGCGAUGGUACAAGUCGUUAUAACUACAGCGUCUUUGAUGAUGUCCUGGGUUUUGAUGCAACUUACGGUCGUAACAAAUACAAGUGCCCUUUGGUAAUAUUCUCAGGGGUGGACCAUCAUAUGCGGACGGUGGUGUUCGGCUGUGCCAUCUUGAGCAAUGAGAGCGAAGCAAGCUAUGUGUGGUUGCUGCGGUCAUUUCUUGAGGCAAUGAAGGAAAAACAGCCGAAGUCUGUUAUCACGGACGGUGACCUCGCCAUGAAGAGUGCGGUUAGCACAGUUUUUCCUGGUGCACAUCAUAUGUUGUGUAGCUGGCAUCUGUUAAGGAACGCCACUGCUAGAGUUGGACGGCUGGGUUUUCCUAGGAAAUUCUGUCUAUGCCUCAUGGGAGAUCUAGAGGUUAACGAAUUUGAGACAAUAUGGACAGAUAGCGUGGUGGACCACGGGUUAGAGGAUCAUCCGUGGAUAGUAGAUAUGUAUUCUAAGAAGCAUUCCUGGUCUAAUGCCCAUAUCCGGGAGAAAUUCUUCGCAGGACUGAAGACGACAUCCAGGUGCGAGGCUUUGAAUAUGCAGCUUGGAAAAUUUAUACACAACGGGUACAAUCUAAGGGAGUUUGUGGAGCACUUCUAA
Molecule: messenger RNA, 1212 nt
Organism: Arachis duranensis
Lineage: Eukaryota; Viridiplantae; Streptophyta; Magnoliopsida; Fabales; Fabaceae
Product: protein FAR1-RELATED SEQUENCE 5-like
Exons: 3
Coding region: 1-1212 (403 amino acids)
Biological process (GO): regulation of DNA-templated transcription
Source: RefSeq, a predicted model, not a curated record